AUGUCUCUGUUCUUUCGUUUAUUCUACGCAAUUUUCACGAGAGUGUUAUUCAUCAGUCAUGCCCUAAUCACGUUCAUUGAAGUCAAGGACUUACAUGAAAUUUCGUUGGGCUAUAUAACACUGUACUCUACGGGUUUGUUCUUGUUGCUAACAGAAACUAUUUACACGUUACUAAAAAGAAAAGGAGUCGAAUAUAAAUAUUUCUGGCCAAGUGGUUUGUGUUAUCUAGUUACUCUAUUACCAAUAAUCUGGGAUGUAGAAAUCACAAUGCUUUACAAUAACGCAGACAAAGAGAAAUAUUUAGGGAAAUUGUCAUUUUUUCUCUCUAAAUCUUUAACUUCAUUGCAGGAAUUUAGUCAAAAAUUCUCGGAGUUAGGUUUGAUAAUCGUUAUCAUCACAGGGCGUUGGCUUUUACCACGCGGCAAAAUAACAAGAGAUCAACUAUCUGCAUUGCUUUUGACGUAUGUUGGAACAGCAGCUGAUGUCAUGGAGUUAUUUGAAGUAUUUCACAACAAAAGAGAGCUACGACUUAAUCACGAUCUAUAUAUUGCUGUACUUUGUACAUAUACCUGGAGCGUGCUUCAAUUUGCAUUUGUAAGAACAGCGACCGCAGAUUCUGUUGCAGACAAUGACCCUUUGCAGGAAAGCACGAACGAAGUGAAUAAUAUAAAAGAUAGACUGCAAACGAGCCAAAAUGCCGCAGUCUCAGAUGUAGAAAAAGAUCGAAAUAAAGUAUCGCUAAACCGCUCUAUGCCAAAAUACCUUCACAAAUUGGUCAAAAAAUCGCGGGCGCACAAUCAGCAGCGACUUCUCGAUGCCUUUCGCCUAGAUUUUGUUGCAGAUGAAGAGAUACGUCGAAACAAAAUGAUUCAGAAAUUAAGACAUGAGCGACUGUUAGAGCUUCAGAAGGCAAAGAAAAGCCGUUUUCAUGGUGACCUUUACAAUAUUCUUGUCGGUAUUUUUAUGAUGGAUGCCCCAUUUCUGAUAUUACGUUUAAUCAUGAUAUUUAAAUUCCAAGUUACAACAGAUCUUCAUCUAUUGUUUACAGGAAAAAACGCUGUUGGUGUCAGUCUUCUCGUCUAUAGAUUGUGUAUUCUUACUUUUGCUUAUAAAUAAAUCAUACACAUCUUUA
Messenger RNA from Xenia sp. Carnegie-2017, 1132 nucleotides. RefSeq names its product transmembrane protein 26-like. The coding region runs from base 1 to 1116 and encodes 371 amino acids. The transcript is spliced from 5 exons. The record is from RefSeq and is a predicted model, not a curated record. NCBI's taxonomy places the organism in Eukaryota, Metazoa, Cnidaria, Anthozoa, Malacalcyonacea, Xeniidae.